This is a messenger RNA of Vigna angularis (adzuki bean), 896 nucleotides long. RefSeq lists its product as uncharacterized. Bases 103 to 627 code for a protein of 174 amino acids. NCBI's taxonomy places the organism in Eukaryota, Viridiplantae, Streptophyta, Magnoliopsida, Fabales, Fabaceae. The record is from RefSeq and is a predicted model, not a curated record. The transcript is spliced from 3 exons.
UCUCGGAACAAAAGCUACUUCUCACUGUGCCACUUCUUCCCUGGCAUGCCCAGAAGCAACCCAAAACUCCAAUUCCUCUUCGUGUUCUGCCACCGCCACUAAAUGGAGGCAGUCGGUUCCAGACUCGGCCGCGCCUCCUCUCGUUACGGUUCCACCACCGUCUUCACCGGCCCCGUCAGGAAGUGGAAGAAGAAGUGGGUCCACGUCACUCCCUCUUCCUCACCCAGUAACACCAAUACCAACAACAACGCUCACGCUCCUGCCAAUUCCAACGCUUCCUCUCUUCUCCUCCUGCGCCGGUGGACCCCAACCACCGACGAUGACGCUGCCGCCACCGAUGAGCCUCCUAGGAGGAAGUUCCGUUACACCCCUAUUGCUGUUCUAGAAGAACAGAAAAAGAAUAUGGUGAAGGAUGAAAAUGAACCUGCAACUGAGAGUGAUCAAUCCGAAGCUAGACAGACAAAUGUCAUUCAUGAAAUGCAAGGGAAAUUGAACAUGAAUGAAAUGUCGGAGGAAACAAAGGAUUCAAACAUCGUUAGAAAGGAUGAUGAUGGUUUGGUGGACUUGCAAAGCCACAAUGAUGAAACCAGCCAGAACAGUGAUACUCAAUUGGAAAAUAAUGUGUAGUGGUUGGUCCAUGAACUGAGUAUGUGAUAUGUAAGUAGAAAAUCAGUGUGAGGCAGCGAAGUGUUCAUUCAAGAAAUACUGAGCGAGUAUAUAAUACCUCUUAUCUUCUACCUUCCUACCAUCAUACAUUGACAUGUAAUGUAAUUAGCCAUAAUCUUGUUUAUAGUGCUGCCAGUAGUAUAGGAAUGAUCAGUGACUAGUUUUGGUCAACAAGGGAUGAUCAGUUAUUUUUCGUGAUGGAUCAUAUGUAUGAUGUGAUGUUUACUGUG